Eremomyces bilateralis CBS 781.70 is the source of this 1850-nucleotide messenger RNA. RefSeq names its product putative MFS transporter. Bases 388 to 1785 code for a protein of 465 amino acids. Gene Ontology annotation, biological process: transmembrane transport. Lineage: Eukaryota; Fungi; Ascomycota; Dothideomycetes; Eremomycetales; Eremomycetaceae. Gene Ontology annotation, molecular function: transmembrane transporter activity. The record is from RefSeq and is a predicted model, not a curated record. Gene Ontology annotation, cellular component: membrane. The transcript has 4 exons.
UUACAGACUACUAACUAACUUACAGUAGCCACUAGUUUCCUGCAUCCGAAGUUUAUCCGUGUUCACCGAAACGGAGGGAGGGGAGUUUAUGGUGAGGGUGGAGUUCAAGUUUGAUAUUCCGUAAUGGAAUCGAGACUUGGACCUCAACCACACGACAUCCCGGGCAGGUGACACCGAGAUACAUACUGUGUUCACAUUUCGACUCCUCAAUUACUUCUGAGCAAUGUGUCUGAUUAUAAAUGUGUCCUGAAUGACUCAAUUGAACAAAUCAUGAGCCCUGAGUGUCUAUAAAAGUAUCAAUCGCUGGAAGUCCAUAUGGGGAUUUCGUCAUCUAUCCACUUUUCAUUCUAGUCUCGUCUCUCAAAGUCAAGUCUCCCAAGGAGUAACAUGGCCACCCAAACUUCUACGUACACGAUGGAGCUUUCAGAGCAUCCGAACACGAAUCAACCUCGGUCGGAGCAGAAACAGCAUGAUCACAUAUCCUUGGCCUCACGACGUCACAGUCAUGUUAGCGGGACGAAGAUAUCAGACUCGGAUGGCCUGCCGUCCCCAACGACAGCGACGGAGAAAAAGGUCUUCUGGAAUCAUCCUAGAAGUAAUAUAGCCCGGACGUUCGCGACCUUCUAUUGUUUCAUCGUUCUAGGAGCCAAUGAUGCUGCUCUCGGUGCCUUGAUCCCAUAUCUCGAGAAAUAUUAUGAACUGUCUUACACGGUUGUCUCUCUGAUCUUUCUGAGCCCAGUAGUAGGGUACACCCUUUCUGCGCUUCUUAACAACUAUAUCCAUGUCAGAUUCGGCCAUCGUGGCGUUUCGAUUGUCGGACCCAUCGCCCAUUUAGUAGCAUAUAUGGUCGCAUCUCUUCAUCCUCCAUAUCCGGUCCUUGUGGUAUUCUACAUGCUAGCGGGCUUCGGAAACGGGUUGCUUGACGCAGCAUGGAACGCCUGGAUUGGGAACAUGAACAACGCCAACGAAUUGCUUGGGUUUCUCCAUGGCUUCUACGGUCUGGGUGCCACGAUCAGCCCAUUAAUAGCUACCUCCAUGAUCACCAAAGCCAACCUACCAUGGUACAACUUCUACUAUGUCAUGAUCGGGCUCGCGUUCCUCGAACUGGUCACCUGCCUCCCCACCUUCUGGAAAGGUGGCACCGGGGCCGCCUUCCGCGCCGCCAAUGCCAAAACCCCCGGCAGCAAAGACAACACCAUCCGCGAAGCCCUCUUCGUCCGCCCCUACGCCCGCGUCGUCUGGCUCAUCACUGUCUUCCUCCUCGUCUACAUGGGCGUCGAGGUCACCCUCGGCGGCUGGAUCGUGACCUUCAUGCUGCGCAUACGCCACGGCAGCGACUUCGCCUCCGGCAUGGCGGCCGUGGGGUUCUGGUUGGGGAUGACGGUGGGGCGGGUAGUGCUCGGGUUCGUGACACCGCGGAUCGGGGAGAAGUUGAGUAUUUGCAUCUACCUACCCAUCUCAAUGGCGCUGCAGCUGGUCUUCUGGCUCGUACCGCAGUUCCACGUGUCGGCCGUCGCAGUGGCGCUGGAGGGGUUCUUCUUGGGCCCGAUGUUCCCCGCGGCCGUCAUUGUAGCUAUGAAACUGCUGCCGCGCCAUCUGCAUGUUACGGCGAUUGGGUUCGCGGCGGCGUUGGGGGGUGUGGGCGCGGCCGUGUUUCCGUUCGCGGUGGGCGCGAUUGCGCAGAAGAAGGGGGUGCAGGUGUUGCAGCCCAUCGCGCUGGCGUUGUUGGUUGUGAUUUUGGCAGCGUGGCUGGCGUUGCCGAGAUUGGGCAAGAAAAAAGAGUGAGGGACGCAACAGAAGGAGACGGUAUGAUGGAAUGGUUCACAGAGCAUCCAAUUGAUAUUCCAUAU